GCCGCUGCCGGCAAUGUUGAUGUGGCUGCUGCCGAUAGGGCUGUGGAUGUUCGGGGGCAGGAUCUUCCAGCGCAUCCAGCCCUACCUGCCCAACGUCAGCCCGACGCAGGCCACCUUUCUCGGCCACUGCAUGGCGCUGCAGGGCGCGGUGGUCUACGCAGUGCCCCUCGAGUUCGUCGGCCUAGGUGUCGCCAAGCGCAUGGGCUACCUGGCAUGCAUGUGGGCCACCGUGGGGACCUCCGUGUGGACCCUGAAGAGCAACUUCGGGGCCCCGAGGAUCCCGGAGGGCAGCAUGUCAUUUUCGGCCCUGCGGAGCAUGGGGAUAGACAAGUUCAUGGAUCCAGUGAAGCCGUGGAUGCAGCAGGUGUUGACGAGCAUGGAUUUUCACUUCCUGACGUUCGGGGUCAUAUUCCUGAACGCCUAUCCGACGAUCAUAGCCGUGGGCAUCCUGGGCCGACGAUCAUUGUGGUUCGUGGCGUCCCAGUGCGCCAAGCCAGAGUCCCCGUACGCCAACAGUUUUCUUUGGCUGAGAUUCAAGCCCUUGUGGGAGAGGAUGAAGGCCAGGGACAAGGAGGUGGUGGUCUACGCGGCGCUCGCGGAGAUCCUGCUCGCCUUUUGGCUCACGGCGAACCUCUUCCUGCCCUCCCGGCAGAUCGCCACGUGCAUGAUGUACUGGUACUUCCUGACGCUGCGGUGCCAGGUGCCGCGGUCCCGGGAGUACCACCUGCAGGCCUGGCAGAGGCUCGACGCGAGCGCCGCGCCGCUCUUCAAGGCAGUGCCCAUACUGCGGAAGCCGGUCGACAUGGCGAAGGUCUACUUCACCCCACAGUACGUCCAGCGGUAG
Prorocentrum cordatum is the source of this 844-nucleotide messenger RNA. NCBI's taxonomy places the organism in Eukaryota, Dinophyceae, Prorocentrales, Prorocentraceae. The record is from the annotation of a GenBank genome assembly.